Messenger RNA from Ophidiomyces ophidiicola, 462 nucleotides. It is a transcript of the gene RPS15, whose product is annotated as ribosomal protein S15. Gene Ontology annotation, biological process: translation; ribosomal small subunit assembly. Gene Ontology annotation, molecular function: structural constituent of ribosome; RNA binding. The coding region runs from base 1 to 462 and encodes 153 amino acids. Gene Ontology annotation, cellular component: cytosolic small ribosomal subunit; ribosome. The record is from RefSeq and is a predicted model, not a curated record. The transcript is spliced from 5 exons. NCBI's taxonomy places the organism in Eukaryota, Fungi, Ascomycota, Eurotiomycetes, Onygenales, Onygenaceae.
AUGGCUGACACUGAAUACAAUGCGGAGGAGGCUGCCGAGCUCAAGAAGAAGAGAACGUUCAAGAAGUUUUCCUACCGUGGAAUCGACCUCGAGCAACUUCUGGAUCUCUCAUCGGAGCAACUUCGCGAUGUCGUUCACGCCCGUGCCCGCCGUCGAUUUAACCGCGGCCUUAAGCGCAAGCCCAUGGGCUUGAUCAAGAAGCUCCGAAAGGCCAAACAGGAAGCGAAGCCAAAUGAGAAGCCAGACCUCGUGAAGACGCAUCUGCGAGACAUGAUUGUCGUCCCGGAGAUGAUUGGAAGCGUUGUUGGCGUCUACUCUGGCAAAGAAUUUAACCAGGUUGAAAUCAAGCCUGAGAUGGUUGGACACUACCUGGGAGAGUUCUCGAUUACAUACAAACCUGUCAAGCACGGUAGACCUGGUAUCGGUGCUACUCACUCCUCGCGUUUCAUUCCCCUCAAAUAA